UGUUAACGGCACACAAAAAUUGACACCAAAUCAAGUGUUUCAGAGAGUAAUUAAGGCAUGAUUUUAAAGUUUUGGUUUUAAGUGCCUUUAAAUAAGGGAUUAAAUCAAUUCAUAAAGUGAUCACAACAUGAAACUCAUAUAUUUAUACAUAUUGAUUGGUGUGGAGGUUAUACUAUUGGGUGCGGAAUUAGUGGCCAGUCAACUGACACACUCGCUCAUCAUAUUAGGCGAUGCAUAUCAUACACUGUAUAACAUCUUGAGCAUUUUGCUUUUGGUCAUUAGUUUCAAGAUGUCAAGUGAGAAGACUGUGAAGAAUACGUUCGGUUGGGCGCGGAUUGAAGUGUUGGGAAUGUUAGUGAAUAUGACUUUCUUAGUGGCCCUCACUUUCUCACUACUAGUGGAAGGCAUACAACAAUUGGUUCAUUCAUCUCAUGAGAUCUCAGAGCCGACUAAUUAUAAUUUAUUAUUUGCUUUUGGAGUUUUUGGAUUCAUUUUUAAUCUCAUUUAUUUCAAUAUUCUCAGCGACGCAAUUCUGGAUCAACACAAACAAAGAACUAAUAGUUUAAGCCUUAGAGCACAAGAGAAGAUAGUUUUCAAUAAUAUAUUGGGUUUGAAUAUAGACUCGCCGACUGGUAUUGAAGACACAGAAGCCAAAGAUGUGUCCGAAAAACUAUUGACUAUUCAAUCGGAUAAAGUCAAAGAUACGGGACUUAUAUUAUUACAAACGGUUCCCGAAAACAUAAAUGUCGGGCGACUCAAGAAGAAUAUUCUCAAAGAAUUCCCAAUAAUACUAAACAUUCACGAUCUGCACAUCUGGUGUCUGAACGCCUCCAGAAUCGUCGCCUCCUGUCAUAUAAUAUUACCGAAACAGUCGACCAAAUGUUUCGCUCAAUUCUCGCAACUAUUGGACACAUAUUUCCGAAAACAAGGCAUUGUUUUGGCGACAGUUCAGCCAGAAUUCUAUGACCCAAACACUUCUGCCAAUCAAUUGAUUCCCAUCUCAUGUCUAAUGAAAUGCUCAAAUGUCUUCGCCACCACUUCUGCAGACAUUACGGAACCGAAGAUUUCGCGUCCGAACGAAGGGAUCGUUGAAUUGAGUCUUGACUUGUGUUCGGGAAGUGAGAAGUGGUUGGACUCAUAUCAACGCUCUCUACCACUCGAUGGCAUACAUUGUCUCCGCUUUCUGGAGCGGAGUCUAAAGGAUUCGCGCGCUUUGGACACCGAAUCUCUUUGUCUGGUUUCGGGUGAAAAGGUGUGGACAAUCAGGUGUCACAUCAUUUGUCUCAACUUUGACGGCAAUUUGUUAGAGGCGUCGAGUGUUGCGGCCAUCGCCUCGUUGUCGCACUUCAAACGACCAGAGGUGACGGUUAGCGUCGAUCGGACGCUCAAAAUACAUUCAUUUGACGAAAAACAUGCAUUGAAUCUAACAUUACUUCACUAUCCGUUUUGUGUGUCGUUUGCCUUCUUUGUGGACAACAAUAUCUAUCGACUCGUUUGCGAUCCAAACCAAUGCGAAGAAGAGUCGGCCGACGCUUUGCUGGUCGUGUCGGCCAACACUUACCGGGAGAUCAUUGGUCUGCACUGUUUCGGCAAACCAGUGAUCGAUUCCGAGAAAGUGAUCAAUUGUUCCCAAAAGGCGAUCGAAAGAGUCAAGUAUUUGACAGAAUUCAUGAAGAAUUCGCUGCAAACCGAUAAAGAGAAGCGAAUUAAUAGUCCGGAGAGUAUUGGGUUCGCGAACGCCAUUCGGACGGGUAUUAUGUCUGGCAUUGAAAGACCGGAAAUGAAUUUAUUGGACGUCAUUAAAGUGGACCGAAUAGAAGAGGACGAGCCGAUGGAGCCCGAAGUGGUCGACGCGCCCACUGAUAACGUCUAUUUGUACGGCAGAGGCAUUGGCGGCAUCGGAGAGGGCGGCAAAACUCAGUGGCAGUUCAACGACCAAAGCGAGCAGAUUAUGUCCGACGAGUCCAACGACGAGAUCCUAACUCUCGAAGACAUUCAGAAACAGAAAAUUGAGAAAAUGAGUGACGAAGAAGAGGAAGACGUUAUGAUUAUUGAAACCGUUGGCUUCGAUAAGAAAAAAUAG
Medioppia subpectinata is the source of this 2083-nucleotide messenger RNA. NCBI's taxonomy places the organism in Eukaryota, Metazoa, Arthropoda, Arachnida, Sarcoptiformes, Oppiidae. The record is from the annotation of a GenBank genome assembly.